GUUCCCUUGUAGUAAGGCUUCGACGUCGAAUUCCUCAGGUAAGGUGCCGUGGGUGCGAAGCGUCGGCAAUCGUCAACAGCUGCUGCGGACGCAUCGCCCAUCUGCACGUCCCAAAGCCUUGGCGAACCAUGACAACCGCUCUCAGAUGUUUACCCAGCAAAACAGCCGUCAAAAGCACAUCGAAGACUUCUGAGGAGCCCUCUCAGGGGCGAUCCGGAAACUCGCGGAGCUUGCGGAGUACGGAUACGGAGCACGUGCAAGACCCUCGGUUAUUGAGACCCACAGCGCCAUCGGCGCCGGCGAGUGGAGGAGAGCGGCGGCGGAAGGGGGCCGGACCCCGCUUGAAGACGGACAGCUCAGUGCUGUGUAUGGCAGGGUCCGCAGGGCAAGGUGCUGGCUGUGGGGUGCAUUUCAGAGGCCACUGCAGGGAGCCGCGCGGGUAGCGAAAAGCAGCUGCCAGGCAUCGACAAUGGGAGAUAGAUGACUUGCAAUAUCGAUUCCCGUCGCCGUGA
Parathielavia appendiculata is the source of this 512-nucleotide messenger RNA. RefSeq lists its product as uncharacterized. Bases 129 to 443 code for a protein of 104 amino acids. The record is from RefSeq and is a predicted model, not a curated record. The transcript has a single exon. NCBI's taxonomy places the organism in Eukaryota, Fungi, Ascomycota, Sordariomycetes, Sordariales, Chaetomiaceae.